Molecule: messenger RNA, 4317 nt
Organism: Callorhinchus milii (elephant shark)
Lineage: Eukaryota; Metazoa; Chordata; Chondrichthyes; Chimaeriformes; Callorhinchidae
Product: protein quaking
Exons: 8
Coding region: 215-1312 (365 amino acids)
Biological process (GO): regulation of mRNA splicing, via spliceosome
Cellular component (GO): nucleus
Molecular function (GO): mRNA binding
Source: RefSeq, a predicted model, not a curated record
AAAAAAGGGAGAGAGAAAGAGAGAGAGAGAGAGAGAGAGACAGAGACUCUUCUUCCCGAGAAGUUUGUUCUUCUGGACUCUGUGGUUUUUUUUUACAGGCUGUGUGUGUGUGUAUAUAGAUAUCUAUAUAUAUAUAUAUCUAUAUACACCUAUACAUUUGGGGCGUUUGUGCGUGUGCGCGGGGUUUUUUGGGGGGAGCAAGUUUGUUUGGAAUAUGGUCGGGGAAAUGGAGAAUAAGGAGCGACCCAAACCGACCCCAGACUAUCUCAUGCAACUGAUGAACGACAAGAAGCUGAUGAGCAGUCUGCCCAACUUCUGCGGCAUUUUCAACCAUUUGGAGAGGUUACUGGACGAAGAGAUUAGCAGAGUGCGGAAAGACAUGUACAACGACACAUUAAAUGGCAGCACAGAGAAGAAGAGUGCAGAGUUACCAGAUGGCGUGGGGCCUAUUGUACAGUUACAAGAGAAACUUUAUGUGCCUGUUAAAGAAUAUCCAGAUUUCAAUUUUGUUGGACGAAUCCUUGGACCCAGGGGGCUAACGGCAAAACAGCUGGAAGCAGAGACUGGAUGCAAAAUCAUGGUCCGAGGAAAGGGCUCAAUGAGGGACAAGAAAAAGAUGUUACAGGAAGAGCAAAACAGAGGCAAACCCAACUGGGAGCACCUGAAUGAAGACCUGCACGUAUUAAUCACUGUGGAAGAUGCACAGAAUAGAGCCGAAAUCAAGCUAAAGAGGGCAGUGGAGGAAGUUAAGAAAUUGCUUGUACCAGCAGCAGAGGGAGAGGAUAACCUUAAGAAGAUGCAGCUGAUGGAAUUAGCGAUAUUGAACGGCACCUAUAGAGAUGCCAACAUCAAAUCACCUGCCCUUGCCUUUUCUCUUGCAGCGACGGCCCAAGCUCCACGGAUCUUAACGGGGCCCACAUCGGUUCUUCCACAAUCUGCAUUGCGUGCCCCUACACCAGCUGGUCCAACUAUUAUGCCUUUAAUUAGGCAAAUUCAAACAGCGACAGUCAUGCCUAAUGGAUCUCCUCAUCCGAAUGCCAUAGUUCCUCCUGCACCUGAAGCCGGUCUAAUCUAUACUCCCUAUGAGUAUCCUUACACACUGGGACCAGCUACUUCCAUCCUGGAGUAUCCCAUUGAGACAAGCGGAGUUUUAGACCACAUUUCUAAUGGUUUCAUGGGUGGUGCCAUCUUGAAAAUACCGACGAUGCUUAGCACUGGGCCCUUUGGUUCUGGUGCAGUGGCUACUAAAGUUCGAAGGCACGAUAUGCGCGUCCAUCCUUACCAAAGGAUUGUGACCGCAGACCGAGGUUAGUUUAGUUCUGGAGUUCUUGUUUUAUGGCAAAUGUUGACUGAAAGGUGCUGCUUUGCAACAUCAGAUCAGGUGGAGUUGACAGAAGGUCCAAAUAGAAUGAGGGCCAGUCAUGUCCUUUUUUAAUAAACGUAAAUACCACUUUACUCAAUAACUUCAGAUUUUUGUUGCAAAGCUUUGUAAGAACUUUCAAAUGGAGGCACAUUACAUUAGACUGUGAGACUGGAGGGCUUCUGUGUAUUAGGCUGGAGAAAGAGAAUAUUAGACUUCCUGUUCCUUGCCUGGUAAAUGAUAGCUAUUGAGAUGCAUGUUCCUAACUGUCGACAUAUAUUUAGUGUUAGGGAGGGAGAAGAAAUGCUAGCAUUUAUUAAAGAAAGGAAUAUAAGGUUUGGAAAGGACAUUUCAAAAUUACUUCUGAAAAAGCUGAUUCCUUUUCCUUGAAGAAAAUAAGUCCCUGUGCCUUUAUAAAAUCAUUUUGUACAAUAUUGAACAUGAUUUCUUUAAUCCAUGUAGUACUCUUUACAAUCUACAUUGGGCCCAUGUUAUCUUGAGAUGGGUAGCAAUUUGUUUGAAUUUUGUUUUACUCCCCAGAGUUUUUACAAGAGAAUUUAACAGGAAACUGAAUGUUCAUUUUUCCCAGCCUAAUUGUUGCCAUAGUUACAUACACACCCUUAGACCCACAAGUGGAAAAUAAAAUUACAGUAUGAAAGAGUACUUUGGGCUCAUUAACAUACACCAAGUUUUGGCAGAUAAGGUUCUUAUGAUCUGAUUAAUCUUUAAAGGCAUCAUCGCAUCAACCUAAGGCAAUGUAGACCUUUGGCUCCUCAGAACAUAUGGAAGGGUAUUCUAUUGCCUUCCAUUUGUACAAUAUUCAGCAUGGCUAUUUGUAAAAUAACAAAAUUAUUCCCAUUAUCAUCUUCCUAAGGGUUUGUUUUUGAAAAAUACAAUAUUUGAAGUGCACUUUACAUUUUAAAAGUUAAGCCUGCAUAAGAAGAUAUUUUUUAACACAUAGUAUGGGAGAAUCUGGUGCAUAGCAAUGGAGUUAAAACCAACUCUAAACAUACUGAAAGUCAGCUUUCCAUCACUCGCCAUGUUCCAUUGCUUUGCUGCCUUACUGCCAUCCACAAAUGCAAAGUGUACACGUUCAAUGGUGAUUAUCAGCCAGCAUCGAGAGGAGUGUUAAAAGUCUAAAUUAUCGCUUUGUAUUCUACAGUAAAUUUGUGGACAUUUUAUUUAUUAAAGAGUAUUGCUGUUCAAAACCAGCAAUGUCUGCCAACUGGGUCUAAGGGAUUUCUAUAUUCAAUAUAAUAGCUUCUUCAAAUUAUUUUAAUUACUGCUGUUGGUAGGUUGUUAGAUAGGUGGUUCUCUUUCUUUGCAUAGGAUUAAAUGUUUCUUUAGCAUGAAUUUUGCAACAGUAAAAAAAAAUUCCUGUUGAUUUAGAUUUAUUACUUUUAACUAAGCAUUUAGGAUUGGUGAUGGGUUGAUGACUGCAUAGCUCCUUACUGCUAAGAACAUGAUCCUGUAGUGUAUUUUUACAAAAUUGCAUUUGGUACAAAUAGCAAGAUAGACAGACUGACUGAAGUAAUUGGAAUAAACUCCACUUUGUGUUGCACAGUUAUUGAACCUGUGUGUACUGAAAGCCUUGGACUGAACAGAGGAUUUAUGGCAGGUGUAUUGGUUGAUCAAAGAAAUAAUAGCCAUUUUGUUGGCCCUUUUUGGCUGUAUAUUUUAAAAGAUGAUGAACUAUAACUGAAUCAUCUUCUGUGAGCAGAUUAUAGUAUUUAAACAUCCUCAGAAACUCAAACUCAAAGGUAACUCACGACAAAAUAUAUUUUUAAAAACUCCUAACGAUCAAUGUGCAAAUUGUCUUGAAACUUAAUUUUGGAAUAUCAAAAUGAUUACUGUGGCAUCAAUUUUCUCUCCAUUUUUAAUGGGUGCCUUAAAAGUAGCGUCAUCUUAGUAUUAGAUAUUGUACCAUCAUGAACUCAGAGGUACCACUAUAGUGAUAUUGCUUGGAUGAGCACCAUCCAGUGCAAAUCUUUUCUCAAAUAUUGGCUGCUGGUUGAUGCCCACUACUUUUAGCUCACAUAUUUAACCUGAGCCAAUGUGUAGUUCUUCCAUGUGAAUCAGUUAAAAAUGUAAUUUUUUUUAGACUGAGGAGGACGAGGCCCACAAUUGGAAACCUGUCCAUGAAAUAGUGAUUUAAAUACAGCUAAUGUCUAGGCCAUCAAAAGGGAUGCUGUCAUUGAGCAUUACACCUACUUUAUCUUGCUGAAACGGCACAAAUUUGACUUUGCACUGAAUAAUUUAUUUCAUCUCCUCUGUUUAUGUCUUGCGGCCAACAGUACAAUCUUUUGGAACCUCAGAAUUUUGAUACAUGUUAAGCUGUUGAACAAAAGUCUUAUUUUACAUUAAGUGGACCAAGUUGGGUGAAGGGGAAUCAGAGAACAAAAGAGUGCAAAACAGAACGGUUCCAGAACGCUGUGACUUAUCAUUUUCCACUUGAGAACUUUUGUUUUACUGUAAUCAUCUCCAUUUUUAAUUUUUUUGCAAAGAAAAUAGUAUUACAGGUGGCUUCUUUUAAAAAAAUAUAAAAAUAUAAAGCAGGAAUGUAUAUGAAAAUGUGAGAUUUUAUUGUAUUUGCAGAGUAUUAGCAUUGAAAUUCAAUAAAGAGGGCUGUUUGUAGUUUAAAAUGUGCAUUAUAGUGUCAAGUAGAAAUUCAUCUAUUUUUGGAUAUAUUUUUAGGGCUUUAUAAAUGUAGACUUUGAAACGGCAGGACUUCUAUUGUGUUUACAUGCAAAUGCAUUUUAUACAAGACUGUCCUAUAAGUGUACAAUAGUACUCUCAACUGGAAUAUGUUGAAUAAAGUAAAAUACUUGGCCUCUUCCAAGUUCCCAUGAUGUAGCCUACACUGCUAGUCAUAUGAUUUAGAAAUGCUUGUAUUUUGAGGCCAAGAAUUUCAUAUUGUAAAUAGAAGAAUUCAAAGGCAAUAAAAUUUUAUUGAACAA